Molecule: messenger RNA, 1750 nt
Organism: Trichobilharzia szidati
Lineage: Eukaryota; Metazoa; Platyhelminthes; Trematoda; Strigeidida; Schistosomatidae
Source: the annotation of a GenBank genome assembly
CUUUUGCAAUAAUAAUGACAAUAAAACGGGUAUAAAUUGCAUUUAUGAACGAAGUUAUACGCAUUAUUUGACUCAGAUCACUAGAAUUACUCCAUCACUAGUGAAGAAAAUGUUUGUCUUUGAAAUGCCAAGAGUGGUACUCAUACCAAAACCAUCACUAGCAAUUAUAAAUCGAUUCAUUCAAUUCUUUAUAUUCACAUAUUUCGUAAUAUAUGUUAUGUGGUUAAAGAAGGGUUAUCAGUCGUUCGAUCGUCCAAUCAGUGGUGUUGCAGUCAAAGUGAAUGGUGUUGCCUGGAAACAUAUAUUCAAGCAUCAGAAUCAUGAUGCGAAUGGAAUAAUUGUGCUGGACAGUGGAGAUUAUCUCCUUCAGCCUACACAGAAUUCUGGAUUUUAUCUAAUAACAACAAUUAAACACUUCGUUGUACAACGUAUGACAACGUGCAGUGAAGGUGAUCGGCUACCUGAUGCACAAUGUCUAGAAGAUCAACACUGUCCAGCCGGAUAUCAAGCUGGAUUCCAAGCAUUCGGUCAUGAUGGUGUCGUACCAGAUGAGAACUCGAUUGCAAUCGAUGAGAGUGGACAUGGAAUAUUCACAGGGAAAUGUUUGAAGGAUCAUGGGAAAUGUGAAAUAUUCGGAUGGUGUCCAACCGGUGAUGACUAUGAAUAUGAAUUGAGGAAAGAACGUAAUGCGAGGAUGAGAUUGAUUCGACCACCAAAUAUUGUAGAAGGAUAUUAUAAUUUUUUCACAGAUUUACGAUUUUUAGAAGUAAAAAAUCGAUUUAAUGAUCUUACACCACAUUCCGUUGAUCCUCUAUAUGAAGUUGUCAAUUUCACAAUGUUCAUUAAAAACAGCAUAGAAUUUCCUGCAUUCAAUACGAAACGACAAAAUGUUUUAUCCUGGAUGACAGAUGAUUAUCUACAAGAGUGUUUGUACAACCCUGAACAUGGAGUCGAUCGAUACUGUCCCAUCUUCCGUCUCGGUGAUGUAUUCAAAUUCGCUGGGACGAACACCAAUCGUUUGUUGAAAUAUGGUGGAGUGAUCGCCAUCACAAUCAGUUGGGAGUGUGAUUUGGACUGGUCUCCUGAAUACUGUUUACCGAAGUAUGAAUUUCUUGAAUUGGAGAGUGUUCACAAGGUGCGUAAACUUCGAGUGAAUAAUUCCACUUAUAGUCAUCAAGGUGGUUAUAUGAAGUGGUCACCGUCACAGUUAAAGGAUACAUCAACAUCAUCAACAACAACAACAGACAAUUCAGAUGCAACAUUUGAUUACACAUAUGCGGCACACACACCGAAGGAUGAAGAUGAUAUAAUAGGUGAUGAAGAGGUUGUUACAGUUCAUGAAGGCUCAGCUGUGCGUGUAACGUCAUACUUCGGUUAUGAUACAGAGAAUGUGAAAAAGAGGAGACGCAUUCUAGCUCAUGUCAAUGGGAUACAAUUCAUUAUCCGUGUCACUGGGAUUGCUGGGAAAUUUAAUUUACUUUCAUUCACAAUGAAACUUGGUUCUGGUCUUGGAUUGUUGGGUAUAUCUAAAAUACUCACUGAUAUGAUCCUAUAUCGGUUUACACGCGAUCGUAAACGCUAUAAACAGAUUGCUUGUGACAGCAAGACAGUGAAGCGUUUAUUAGCUAUAGCUGCACAAACUAGCCUGCCUGAAUCACGUCGUACACGACUAAUGCAUGCAAUUUCUGAUUCACAAGCAACCAGUCGGAAUGAUAUUCAAGGCGAUAAGGUGAUUCGAUUGAACAGAUAA